Rhagoletis zephyria (snowberry fruit fly) is the source of this 5081-nucleotide messenger RNA. It is a transcript of the gene tapas, whose product is annotated as tudor domain-containing protein 7 tapas. Lineage: Eukaryota; Metazoa; Arthropoda; Insecta; Diptera; Tephritidae. The record is from RefSeq and is a predicted model, not a curated record.
GCUUUCAUCUGUUUGCUUUUUGCCUUCGUUUCGUUCGCUUCAAUUUGCUCGCUCGUCGGUACGCGCAUGCCUAUUCUAUUUUGCCAAUACGAAUAUUGUAAAACAUCAAAAUAGGAGCGUGAAUUUUUCAAGAAACACAUAGUUUAUUGUGUUUUGUUGUUAGCGGUGUGGCCGCAGAAUAACCAGCCGAAAAUACAAUCAUUUUUCCAUAAUACAUCUAAUCGAUUGGGUCAGUGAUUGCGAAAAAUCAGGUUACGGGACUUUCUCGUCUGAUCGAUUUUGCGUGCAAUUUGUUGCCGUUUUGUUUGAUUUGUUCGCGUGGAUGCUUGUAUGCUCGCAUAUAAAGUGCGAACUUAACUUUACCAAUAGCGUGGAAAAGUGAUAUUUCCAUGAGACAAAAUUAAUUAUUUAAAUUUGCUAUAAAUAACUUGCGUUCGAGUGAUAACAAAAACAAUUGUUUUGUUGGCAUUCUUCUACAAAGAUUACGCGUUGUGGGAUUUCCGAGUUGGCAACUCGUUUGCCCAUGAAAUAGCAGCGGAAAAACAACAAAAUAGCGCUUGUGAUUGUGGCGCACAUAAUAAAUAUUAUUAAAAGAGAUAAAAUUUGCAUAUUCCAAAGCAUUUCUCAUCAGCAUCCAACAGCGCUUUUGAACGCUUUGUGAUUAUUCGUAUACAAAAAAUUGCAAAAUGUCUGCAGCAGUCGCAUCAGCACCAGCGACAACGACGACAAAAACAGUAAACAAUGCAACAUCGUCAACUACCAACAACAACAACCGCAAUAAUAAUUUAACUAAAACAACAGCAAAAUCUUCGACUACUUGCGGCGAUACGACGAGCAAAGCAGCAAAUAAAAGCAACAAUAAUAACAAUCAGAAAACUGCCUACAGCAGCAGCGGUGGAGGCGGUGGCAACGACACCAACGACAGCAAACAGCAACGCCUCAAAUACAUUGCGAAUGUAGUGCGCGCUCUAGUGACAUCACGCAAGCCACCGUGCAAAUUGCGCGAGGUACUACGCGAGUAUCCAGACAUCGAAGGUGAACCAUUGAAUUUUCGCAAACUUGGCUAUCCCACGGCCAAGGAUUUGUUGAAGGCGACUGGCGAGUUUAGUUUUACGCAAUAUGGUGAAGAGACAUACAUAAAUGCCGCACCUAGCUCAAAAUCGGCACACAUAUCGUCCAUGGUGAGACAGCAGAAGGCGAGCAAAUCGACACGGAUCAAGGUGGCACCACAAGUGAGACAACCGAAACGCUCCGAUCAGAGUUGGAACAAGAGCAGCUACUCAUCAAACGUCUUCCAGCGUUUGCGGACGACGGGUCAACAACAGCAGCAACGUUGGCGCAGUAAUGCGACAGUAGCGGCGGCGGUAGGAACAGGGGUUGGUGAUCGCAAUAACAACAAUAGUCAGCAGCAAAACAAUAAUAGCCGUAAUAACAUAGGGGCCGUCGGCUUACAAACGCAACAGAAAGAGAAGGAGAAAACGCAACUGCCAAAGCAAACACAGCCACAGACACAACAAAAGGCGCAGCAGCAGCCGCAACAACAACAACAACUGCAACCACAGAAAACCCAGCAACAGCAGAAGCAACCAGCUCAGCAGCAGCAGACGCCCUUGCAGCGUCAAAAGUCGGUCGGAUCGACAAAUAAACCGGCUGUCGGUGGCGAAAAGAAGGAUCUACGCGAAAUGUUGAACGCAAAGGCGGCGCAACAACAAUCAAAUGGCGGUGGCGCAGCCAACAAUAUCAAUAAAAUGCCCGCUGGUCAGCCAGAUUUGCGUGAACGCCUGAACGCGAAAAGGCAGCCGCAGCAACAACAGUCGCUCCCAACGCAACCGCGCCCCAUUUUGGGGCAAAAUAACAAUUCGGCAAUAGCGAUUGCUUCGACAUUGAUAUUGGCGCAGCGCGAACAAAAAAUACAGGAGCAACAUCAGCAACAGCGCGCACAGUUGUUAGCGGCACAGCAAUUACGUCAACAGCAGCAACAACAAAAGCAACAGCUGAUACAACAGAACUUGUUGAAGCAACAAGAACUGCAAAUGCAAGCAAAACAAAAGCUGCAGGCUCAACAACAACUGGAAGUGCAACAACAGUUGCAAGCGCAACAACAGCUGCAAGCGCAACAACAACUACAGGCGCAGCAGCAGCAAAUGCAAGCGCAACAGCAGCAACUGCAGGCGCAAAAACAGCAACUGCCGGCCCGACAAGUAAUGAGCGGAGGUGGCAUUGCAAAGUCAGGCGUUGGCAUUGGCUCCGUGCAAGAUCGCUUGCGUAUUCGUAUUAAUAAUAAUCACAAUGGAAAUGAUUUCGCUGCGUCAUCGUCGACUGGCAGCAACACGCCGGAAACGUCUCCAGCGCUAUCAUCGGCUGGCUCUGACAAACUGACGACGCCAAGUCCAUUUGUUGGUUCGGCGGCAAUGCAGCAGCUGCAGCAACAACAACAACCACUAUUCCAUAAGCAGCGCUACAUAGUGAAACAGCAGCAGCUGCAGCAACAACAACAGCAACAGCAGUUUGGCGAGGCCAAUGGCCAGAACGUCAUACCACCACGCGUUUUCCAAUUCAACCCCAAACUCGAUCCUAUCACAUCGCUGACACAGUAUUGUGUGGUACGCCGUUAUGCGCCUCCUGCUUUUAGCGCAAUACGUUCGAAAUUCUCACGCCUCUAUCAGUGUCGUGUCAAUGUGAAUGGCACCAUCUUCUCAACAUACCCCAAUGAAUAUUUGCAUGAACAUCUGGCACAAAUUUCAUGUGCACAAAAAGCCAUUGAGCUAUUGAAAUUGCAAGAGGCAAGACGUCCAUUGCCGUUGUUUUCGGAGGGUGAUGCCGAUCUUAUUGAUAAACUCUACAAUGAGUUGCACCUACAUCCACAUGGCAUAUUUGCUAAAAAUAUACCCGAAAUGUUCGAGGAAGCGUACCAACAGGCAUUGCCAGAACAUUGGUGGACAUUAGUGCAAACGUCGCCCAGAUUCACUACAGAAUCGGCAACCAACAAUGCUGUGAUUGUGUUUGCUAACGAGGAGGCAGACAAAGACAAAGCUGGCGCUACCGGUGAAAUUAUACAAAUGGAUGGCAUUGCUCUACCCUGGAAGCAAAAGUAUUGGCAAUUAUACAUCACAUACUGCGCUUCGACGGUGGAUGUGUGGGCGCGCUUAUUCGGCAAGGAGUAUAGCGAACGUUUCGAUGCAGUUAUGAGUGAAAUCGAUACACACAUGGCCACACAAAAGACACGUCCACUAUCGCUCGCCUGCAAAAAUAUCUACCUGGUGUGCAUCAACGAAUGUUGGCAUCGAGUGCGCGUCGAGGAGCUGGAUAAACCGAAUGCAACAGCGCGGUGUUUCUUCAUCGACUAUGGCGAUAGCGAUUGGGUGGCCGUCAGUGAGUUGUACAUUUGUGAGGCACAAUUUUUACGUUUGCCUGCGCAAGCAGUGCCCUUAUCACUAUUCGGUUUGGAGGAUUUCGCUGGUAAUCCGAAUGCGCGACGCCAUCUUGAUACGAUGUUGUCAAGCAAAUCAGUGGUGGGUGAGAUUUUGACCAAAGAGAGCGAUUUUUACAAUACAGAAUCGAGCGCCUGUGGUAAAAUCCAAGUUGUGUUGUACGAUACCUCAACCGAGGAGGAUGUGAAUUUGAAUCCCUUAUUGCUGAGCCAGAUUUGCGAUGACACACCGCCUCCGGAGAUUAAGCAUAAGGGCGCUACUAAUGUGCUGGUGUCGCAUGUGAGCGAAGACGGUGAUUUGUAUUUGCAGAUACUAAACAGUGACUUCAAAUAUGUGCAGAAAUUAAUUCAACAACUCAUCGAGUCGAAGUUCAAACGCGAACAACAUAAGAUCAGUGCCAGCGAUUUGAAGCGCUCUAAUCUCUUCCUGAUUUGUGAUGAUACAAAUGGCAGCGAGACACAAUGGUAUCGUGGCGCACUAACCGACAUGCCGAGCUAUAGCGCUGAGGACGAGGAAUUUGAUAUAUUCUAUGUGGAUCAUGGUAUAACCCGACGAACGCACAUUUCCAAAAUAUUCCGGUUGGAAUCAUUGAGCACAGCGUUGAGCAAAUUCCCACGACAAGCGAUACGUGCACGUCUACACAAUAUACCGCCCAUAACAAAGAGCAUUGUGGGACGAAUGCGCGCCUUGCUGCCAGCCAAUUGUGCUGCGUUUGUAAAAAUGAACAAACCCGGCAAAUUGCCGUAUGUAACAGUCUAUCGUCGCCAUGAGAGUUCGGAUAUGUUGUGCAAUAUAAACGAGGAUAUACGCAUGGAAGCCGAAUUAGAGUGUUCUACGGCUUCUAAUGGUGAAGAUGAUGAUGUACCCGUUAAUGGCAAACACUAUGGACUCGCUAAGAAUGCUAGUGGCGGUAGCCUGAACUCACCUACAACUCAACAAACAUUUGUCGAAAUGACACGCGGUCUGACGAUCACUACUUCAGUGCCAAAUUCACCACAAAAGGUAGCUGAGCUGCCAAAAUUACAAAACUACGAUGCGAUACCACGUGAUCCAAACGAUUUUCUGGAAGUGCGUGUCACAAUGUCGGCGAAUCCUUCAAAUUUUACGAUUCAACCCUACAAAGACUAUCCACGCCUUCGUGAUCUGAUGAAGGAGUUGCAAGAGUACUGUGAAAAUAAUGAUGAAUUCAUACCGGCUGAUAUGGUGGAAAUAGGACAGGCUUAUGCGGCCAAGAAUCCGGAUGGUUUCUAUCAUCGCGUUGUUGUGGUGAACACCUACAAUGGUGAUAUGAUACACGUUUGUUUCUGUGAUUUCGGUGAUAUAGCUAUUUUACGUAGCGAUCAAUUGAAAAUAUUGCCAGCCAAAUAUCGUCAAUUGCGAAAAAUGUCGAUUCAAGCUAAAUUGCAUGGCAUCACCGCCGCGCAUGGCGACUGGAGUCUGGAAGAUUGUCUACGCUUCCGUCAGUUAACAGUCGGUCAAAAAUUUGUAGCGUCUAUAAAACGUAUUACAUAUGAUAAGCUAGGUUCACCUGACACACCAAUACUCGAGCUGGAAUUGAUUGAUGUGACUACAGAUGAAGAUGUCUAUAUACAUGAGAUAUUAUUGAAGGAGCAACGUGCGAUUAAAAAUGGUGAAGUCGAAAGUAACUAA